AACUAGAUUCGUGUCGGUUUGUUGACACGUAUUCGGUUGCUUUAGAAAGAGUUGUUCGCAGAAUUCGAGAAAUUAAUUUUAGUUGGAUUGUAGUUAUAUUCAUUAUUUCAACGCAACCACUUAAGAAUGACUCCGAAGUUGGAGAUUUCGGAAUGUGUGUUGCAGCGCAUCGCCAAAGUGAGCACACAAUGCAGCGGAGAGCUAUUUGGUAUCAUGUCACGCGGCACCUUAACGGUUCUCGGGUUCAUCCUGGAGGGAGCUGACAAAACUAGUGCCCUCAACUACAGCAAAGUCCAGAAUAACUUCCCGGCUGAGAUCGAUCUUUGUGGAUUGAUAAAAUUUGGUCCGUGCAGUGAUGCAGAGGCGCAUUUGAGCGAAAUACUGCAAGACGUGGACAUUACCGACAAUCCAGUGCUGCUGAACUGUGAUGCCGACGGAGAGGUGAAGGCUUCACUGUUCAAGCAUGGCCAGCUGGAGGCAAUUACUUACGUUGUGGUGAAUGAAACGGAUCUGUUCAGGGAUUAUAUGUUUUUGAGGCUACAGUGUGACUUGGAGCUGGUUUGUGAACAGAAUGAGAAGUCAAUUUCGGAGAACACUUUUAGACUAAGGAAAAAGCUGGCAUCAGGGAAUGUAGCGUUCGGGGUGACCGGAACUUCAGUUGUACUGAAUGGUGGUUCAAGCGGAAGCCAGGUGCUAGGAAUAGAAGCCGAGGAUACGAUGGAGGCGCUAUUCGGAUUGACGGUAAAGAUUAAUGACGACGGAUUUGGAACGAAGGGUACUAAAAAGAAGUCCGUUACGAAUCCAACGUCCGUUGAGUAUCAAAUAUUGAACAUCAAUAUGCUGGUGAAAAAGUCUAAAGACGCACAGGAUGAGAAGUUAUCGAGGGAAGCUUGUAAUGUAACGAUCGACAGCAAAAAUGGGGGUAAUAAAAUAAAAAUUCCUCUUCAAGUCGAUGUUUUAAGUAUGUUGCAUCGUCAGAGUAAAGUCGUUUUGUGCUAUGAUAUCCUGGUGGAAAGUGUAUGUCGGUCACUUCGCUUGUUGGAAAGUAGCUAUAUCGAACAGUUGCAACAUUUGAAACAAGUUUACGUUACGAAAUGCUACCACAUAUUGCCUGCUGACUUGGGUCAUUUUUUCACUUGUGCCUAUCCAGUUGCAAAGAAAAUCGAGGAAGAAAAUGAAUUUCUGACGAAAAAACGAAAGGCAUUACAUUCGCAGUUUGGUUUGCCAGCUAAUCGACCGUAUUUCCGUAGAGCGAAUGGUUUCAGGUUCAACCUUAGUGGAAGUAAGCUUCUAUUCAACCCUCAUGUAGGAGUUAAAAGACAACUGUCCGAUGGCAAACUAUCUUUGGUACAAGGAAGAUACAGCUAUCACCAUUAUAUGCAGGAUAAUUUUAACGAUGACGGAUGGGGCUGUGCUUACCGUUCCUUGCAAACCCUCAUCUCGUGGUUCAUUUAUCAGGGUUACGCAGAUGCCAGAAUUCCAACGCAUAACGACAUUCAAAAGUAUUUGGUACGAGUAGGUGAUAAGCCAUCCAGUUUCGUAGGUUCCCGGCAGUGGAUUGGUUCGACAGAGGUCGCAAUGUGCUUGAAUGAGUUCGUCAAGGUGGAUUCGAGGAUAAUGCAUGUGAGCUCGGGUGCGGAUAUGGCCACGAAGGGGUCCGAAUUGGCGUAUCACUUUGAAACGCAGGGUACACCGAUUAUGAUUGGCGGUGGAGUUCUGGCACACACAAUUUUAGGUGUUGAUUUCGAUCGGAAUACGGGGAAUUUGAAAUUCCUGAUUCUGGACCCUCACUAUACGGGAGCGGAUGAGAUCGUGCCAGUGCAGACGAAGGGAUGGUGUGGGUGGAAGGGCGUCGAGUUUUGGGACAAAAAAGCGUACUAUAAUCUGUGCAUGCCUCAAAGACCGUAUGUGUUUUAAGUUAAGUUAAGUAUGUGUUUAUAGGGUUUCGUCAUCAUUGAGAAUGAAAUAAAUU
Toxorhynchites rutilus septentrionalis is the source of this 1972-nucleotide messenger RNA. It is a transcript of the gene Ufsp2, whose product is annotated as probable Ufm1-specific protease 2. Lineage: Eukaryota; Metazoa; Arthropoda; Insecta; Diptera; Culicidae. The record is from RefSeq and is a predicted model, not a curated record. The transcript is spliced from 5 exons. The coding region runs from base 127 to 1917 and encodes 596 amino acids.